Molecule: messenger RNA, 2013 nt
Organism: Saccostrea cuccullata (small rock oyster)
Lineage: Eukaryota; Metazoa; Mollusca; Bivalvia; Ostreida; Ostreidae
Product: TAR DNA-binding protein 43-like
Exons: 4
Coding region: 143-1516 (457 amino acids)
Biological process (GO): regulation of gene expression
Cellular component (GO): nucleoplasm; chromatin
Molecular function (GO): RNA binding
Source: RefSeq, a predicted model, not a curated record
GGCGCUGCGCUCGAAAGAAAAUUGUCAACAGAGGCCGCCAUCUUGAACGACGCACUUAAGAACGGGACCACGGCGGGUAGCUUGAAUAUAUGGCUUAUUUAGAGAGGUUUUACCACGACAGGUGAUAUAAAUCAUUUAAAACAUGAGUCAGUACAUUCAGGUGGCCGAGGAAGAAGGGGAGGAGCCGAUGGAAGUGCCGAGCGAGGAGGACGGCACUCUGCUGCUGUCAACACUGUCUGCUCAGUUCCCCGGAGCUUGUGGGUUAAAAUAUCGCAACCCAGACACGGGCUCUAUGCGCGGAAUACGACUGGCAGACGGUCGACUGUAUCCGCCGGAUGUUGACUGGUCAAAUAGGAUUUAUGUUGCGGUGUUUCCCAAGACAGAAAACAAGAAGAAAGCAGGAAGUACAGCAUCAGGAAGUAAUGCGUCCACCAGUAGUCCUGACGAACAAGAUGGUGGACAUUACAAGUCUAAAAAGUAUGAGAGACAGCGCUGCAGUGACUUAAUUGUGCUCGGCCUCCCAUGGAAAAGCACUGAAGAAGAUUUGCGAAAAUAUUUUUCACAAUUUGGGGAACUCUUAAUGGUUCAGGUUAAAGUUGACCCGAAGACACGGCAGUCUAAAGGCUUUGGGUUCAUACGAUUUGCUGAUUAUGACUCCCAAUUCAAAUGUAUGUCACAACGUCAUAUGAUUGAUGGUAGAUGGUGUGAUGUUCGUAUUCCAAACUCAAAGGAAGGAGCCCAACAAAUCAUGAAUAGAAAAGUGUUUGUGGGAAGAUGUACAGAGGAUAUGACUGCAGAAGAUUUGCGAAAUUAUUUUGGCAAGUAUGGAGAAGUGGUUGAUGUCUUUAUUCCCAAGCCCUUCCGAGCUUUUGCAUUUGUUACUUUUGCUGACCCAGAGGUUUCACAGAAUUUGUGCGGAGAGGAUCACAUCAUCAAGGGUGCAAGUGUUCACAUCAGCAGUGCUGCACCAAAGAACUAUGACCGUCACAAUGACAAAAAAUCAACCAGCCCCCACCAGCUGGGCUACACACAAGCCUACCCUCCCAACCCAUGGAGCCAAGGACCCAGAGGAACCACUCAACCCAUGCAUAACCAAGGAACACCCAUGGCUCAGGGAAGUCUGCCCAACAAUCUAGGACUUGGUAAUCUAAACCUUGGGGCCCUACAGUUUAACCCAGCGAUGCUUGCUGCUGCUCAGGCCAUGCUAAGUGGUCAGGGUGGGUGGGGCCCUGUUGGUCUUGUGAGUCAGGGCAAUAACCCCCCUGUUGGAGGAAAUGUCACUCCUGUGUCCACCACUAUAACAGGAGGAGAAACCUCAAGUCAAGCCAGUGUCCAAAGUUUUGGUAGUAUAGGCAGCGGUUCAGGGGGCACAAUGGGGGCCGCACCACCUAUUCCGAAUAACAACAGUUUUCUAGGGUGGGGAAGUUCUCAAGUAUCAGCAUCAGAGGCAGGUGGCAGCCCAGGGGUGGGUGGCUGGGGAACACCCCAGAGUAAACCCAGUGGUGCAUGGAAUUAACAAGGUGUAUGAUUGAUAGGAAUGUGAAUCAUUCUGUUAAUAAAUCAUUAAUUAGGUGAUUGUUAGGGAAAAUAGAUGUGUAUGAUAAAGUUAGGUUUGGAAGAAGGGUCAUUUAUCAAACUCCAGUACAUGCAUAUGAUCCGACAAAACACAUGUUGAAAGAUGUGGAAGAAAUAUUUCAAUAUCUGCAACAUUGGUGAUGUUGUAACAAUACUUUAAUUGCAAGUGAUGUGAUUCAAUUUCAUUCACAGCGACAAUCUAGAUGAUUAAUGAUGUAUAUUAAGAUUGAUAAAUGAUCAGUAAUGUAAGUAAUUUAAACAUCUUGUAAAUACUGCAUUUGAAUGACAAGAGUGUACUUUUUUCGAUGCCAGUGAACUCACCUAACCCAUUCUAUGAAAUAUUACAUUUGAGUUAUUUCCCUUAUAUUGUUUUGGAAAUUUAUUGAAUGGAAAAGAACUAUCUGGUUUGAAUGAUGUAGAAAUACUUUGUAUUAUUCA